UACAUUUUUUAAAUCGCCACAAUAUUAUUAUUAUAACACCCGUAUGCAUUAACUUAAAUUUUUAAAACAGAUUAUAAACGUAGAAACUCUCGAGAAAUACUUUUAACACAAAUUAAUAAAUACAUAACAUUUAAUACUGUAUAAUAUACAAAAACUAUGUUAGUCAGUCCAGUGGACAAUAAUGCAGGUGGUCCAUGUCAGGGUAAACAGAAUUUCAACCAACAGAGCAGUCUGUCGCAUCAGAAGUCCAAAUGUUCGGUGCGUAACGUUCGCGAACCAAUACUUGCGAGCCUGCAGAUCAGUUCCGAUGAGGAACCAGAAGCAAACUUCUAUAAAAACGACACCUCCACGGAGAGUAACGACAGAGAGGCCACUGUUUGUAGCAGGAUCGCCAAGAAUGACAACUGCAGCACGGAGAGUAACGACAGAGAGGCCACUGGUUGUAACAGGAUCGCCAAGAACGGGGCCUGCAUGGCUAGGCCACGUGAGGAAAGCAGGGCCGCUAAAGAGCCAACGAGAGCUGAUGUGAGUAGAGACGAUGUGAAGAACAGCUGUGGCCGUCAGCCGUCAUUUGAUGAUGAGCAGCAGAAGAGUGCUGGGUCGUCACGACAGAUCAACGAACCGUGGACGGGCUGCGAAUCACUGCUACAGGUUUUGACUACUACGGAAGCAAACGUCUGUAAAAACGACAACUGCACGGAGAGUAACGACAGAGAGGCCACCGGUUGUAGCAGGAUCGCCAAAAACGGGGCCUGCGGGGCUAGGCCUCUAGAGGAAAGUAGGCGCGCAAAAGAGCCAACGAGAGCUGAUGUGAGUAGAGACGAUUUGAAGAAGACCAGCUGUUGCUGUCAGCCGACAUUCGAUGACGAGCAGCAGAAGGGUGCAUGGUCGUCGCAACGGAACAACGAACCGUGGGCGGGUCGCGAAUCGCUGCUGCAGGUUUCGAUGCCUGCGGUCCUGCCCACCAAAGACCCGAUCACCGACCAAAAAUCUACACCGCCGCCGACGUCAAACAAUCGGACCCUGACCAACCGGACUGUGACCAACCGAUCGGAUGGUAUACUGCAGGAAUUUCAAAAAGAAUUGUACAAGGUGGAACAGCGUCGGGUGAAAUUGAUGCGGUGCAUCGAGCGCAAACAGCGAGCAUUGAUGCAAGAAAACCGGGAAAUGCGAACAUCACUACAAAACUGUUGUGAACAGCAGAGUUCAGGUGGCGAGAAACAGUCACUACAUGACAUCAGAAACCGUCGACCGCCGCAACAGGAUACCAGGGAACGUCGACCGUCACAGCAUAAUACUAGCGAACGCCGGCCGUCACAGCAUAAUACUAGCGAACGCCGGCCGUCACAGUAUGACACUAGAGUACAUCGACCGUCGCAAAACGACACUAGCGAACGUCGACCGUCGCAGUACGACACUAGAGUACACCGACCGUCGCAAAACGACACUAACGAACGUCGAUCUUCGCAGUACGAAAUCAGAGAGCGUCGAUCGUCCCAUCACGACUCUAGAAAAUGCCGAACGUCACAGGACGACACUAGAAAAUGCCGACCGUUACAGGUCGACACUAGAAAACGCCGACCGUCACAUGACGAUACCAGAAAACGUCGAAAGUCCCAGCACGGCACUAGGAAACGCCGACCGUCACAGGACAAUACCAGAGAACGCCGAUCAUCACAGUACGACCUUAGAGGAUGCCAACCAUCGAUGCUCGACGCCAGAGAACGCCAAAGUUCGAAAGGCGAAAAUCGUAAACAGCCACAGACCAGUUUUGUCUUCGAAUGUUUCUGCAAUAUCAUUGGGAAGGACAACAGUUUUAACAUCGAACCGGCCACAAAACAGGUGUCGUCUCGGCACAACAACAACAAUGCCCCUAACAUGGCCGAAGUGGAAGUUGCGAGAAAAGACGCCGCUUCAACUAGACGUCACGGUGGCUCCGGCCGCCGCAACACGCCACGGAAUGACGCCACUGCGACGUCACCGGACUUGGCUAAGCAGAACCGUGGUCGUCAAGACACUUUCCAGCCACGCGGCUGCCCGCGUCUAAGGGUGGUGGAUUUGUUAAGUUUUACCAAUAACAGUUCUGUCACGACGAUUGGUGGCAAUCAAAAGCACAAUAAUCGAGGGUGGAAUGAAAAAUAAUAAUGCAUAACGCAACCCAUUACCAUUUUAGUAAUUUAAAUAUAAAACAAAAUUCAUAUUAAAAA
This is a messenger RNA of Acyrthosiphon pisum (pea aphid), 2207 nucleotides long. RefSeq lists its product as uncharacterized. The record is from RefSeq and is a predicted model, not a curated record. Bases 157 to 2142 code for a protein of 661 amino acids. The transcript has 2 exons. NCBI's taxonomy places the organism in Eukaryota, Metazoa, Arthropoda, Insecta, Hemiptera, Aphididae.